AUGGGACAGCAUGUGGAAUUUGCCACUGGCAGCUUACGUUCCCUGGAAGCGCGUCAUACAUCUAAACGCCUAUGGGGUGAACUAACGAAGAUUCUCAAUAACUGUCGUACUGGUACUCGAAAGUCUUCAGAUGGAUGGAGUAAGUAUUGGAGCGACUUUAAAAAUAAACUGAAAAAUAAAGUGAGUAUAAUUAAUAAAAGGAAGAGAUCAGGAUCUACAUCUAAAAAAGGUAUCAGGCCAUUGACUAAGCUUGAAAAGAGGGCAUUGGUAAUAUUAGGACCCCACUUUGAUAGAAAGAAGACCAGAAACACUGUUGAUGCAUUCCAUAAUGCUUUAUCUAACCACUUUCCACCUGAAGUAAAAUUAGAAACUUGUCAAGAGAAUGUGUCUAAUGAGUACAGUAAUGCACAGAGUGAUGGCAGCGAUAGAUUGUCAGACGGCGAUAAAGUGAGUGACGAUAGUGGCGACACCAACCAUGACUAUGAGGAUGAUUCUGACCAGAACUCGGACGAGCCUCUCAUACAAAGCCUCUACCCGAAGUGGUUAAUAGAAGUGGAGAAGAAGAGAGCCGAAGCGGAGCUGAUACGCGCCAGGGCAGAGUCGAAGCGCGCUGGCGCGGCGGCCAGUAGCGCCGAAGCGAUGCUAAUGCAAGCGGAGGCGAUGCGAAAACUUGCAGACGCCGUUGCCAGGAUAGCUUCAGUCCUGGAGGCCAGGACACGGAGGGACGAUAUGCUGACCAUA
Messenger RNA from Iphiclides podalirius (scarce swallowtail), 741 nucleotides. The record is from the annotation of a GenBank genome assembly. Lineage: Eukaryota; Metazoa; Arthropoda; Insecta; Lepidoptera; Papilionidae.